Molecule: messenger RNA, 960 nt
Organism: Kalmanozyma brasiliensis GHG001
Lineage: Eukaryota; Fungi; Basidiomycota; Ustilaginomycetes; Ustilaginales
Product: WD40 repeat
Exons: 1
Coding region: 1-960 (319 amino acids)
Biological process (GO): spliceosomal snRNP assembly
Cellular component (GO): SMN complex
Molecular function (GO): RNA binding; protein binding
Source: RefSeq, a predicted model, not a curated record
AUGUCCUCAACUCCAAUCCAAAAGUCGGUCCCGCUGACAUGUUCCGGUCACACCCGACCCGUCGUGCACCUCGAGUUCUCGGACCUGCAAGACGACGGCACGUACUCGCUCCUCUCCUCAUGCAAAGAUGGCAACCCUAUGCUUCGGGACUGGCUCGGAGACUGGGUGGGCACCUUUUUGGGUCACAAAGGUGCCGUAUGGUGCGGUAAGCUCUCCGGCUCCGAUGCGAGUAUCGCCAUUACCGGAUCUGCAGAUUUCUCCGCCAAAGUGUGGGAUACCUUCACGGGUGAAUGCCUGCACACGUUUCCGCACAACCACAUCGUCCGGACGGUGGCGAUCGAUGGGCCGGGGGGGAAAGUGGUGACGGGCGGACACGAGAAGAAGGUGCGGCUGUUCGAUUUGGCCCGACCGGACGGGGUGGAGUAUUUGGUGGAUAAGGAAGGACUCGCGCACGCAGGGACGGUCAAGAGCUGCGUCUGGCACAGGAACGAACGGGAGGGCGUGGUGAGUGCGGGGGAGGACAAGGUGGUGAGGUGGUGGGAUACGAGGACGUUGACGAAGACCCACGAGAUGGUGUUCACCGAACCGAUCACGAGUAUGGAGCGAUCCACCGGACCUACUGGGGAGCUGCUGACGGUGACCAGUGGCAAAGAGGUCUACUUUAUCGACGCAGCAACGAGGCAGGUGAGGAAGAAACAUACCCUCAGCGUUCCCGUCAGCUCAGCGAGCCUCCACCCAACCUUGGCGGACAGAUUCGUCGCAGGAUCAAGUGGGGACGGCUGGGUAAGGAUCUUCGACUACGAAUCGGGCACAGAGCGCGAACUCCACAAGGGCCACCACGGACCCGCACACGCGGUGAGCUACAGUCCCGAUGGAGAGUUGGCUGCCAGUGGAAGCGAAGACGGCACCAUCCGACUCUGGCAGACGUGGCCGAGCAAGAAGUACGGUUUGUGGACGUAG